Oreochromis niloticus (Nile tilapia) is the source of this 475-nucleotide messenger RNA. Its product is annotated as myelin-oligodendrocyte glycoprotein. Gene Ontology annotation, molecular function: signaling receptor binding. Gene Ontology annotation, cellular component: external side of plasma membrane. Gene Ontology annotation, biological process: regulation of cytokine production; T cell receptor signaling pathway. Bases 104 to 460 code for a protein of 118 amino acids. Lineage: Eukaryota; Metazoa; Chordata; Actinopteri; Cichliformes; Cichlidae. The record is from RefSeq and is a predicted model, not a curated record. The transcript has 2 exons.
GGACCAGUCCCCCGCUAUAUAAAAGGCUUGGUGUUGAUGUAGGCUUUCCUCUCUGUCUCACUAUCAGGCUGCUGCUACUCCACUCUCCACCCUCCGCUCACAGAUGGCUGCUGUAAGAUUGCUCCUGUUUUUGCCUCUAGCAUCUAUUUCUGCAGCGCUACAGCUGGGUUUGCAGGCGAAGCUUGGAGAUGACGUCACUCUCCAUUGUCAGAUUACCACAGAUGAAAGGAUCUCAGUGCUGAAGUGGAGCAGAGCUGACCUGAACACAGACGGCUACGUCUACUUCUACAGGAACAAACGCUCCUAUGAAAACUACCAACAUCCAUCUUUUCAUGGCCGAGUGAAGCUGAGGGACCCGGAGAUGAAGGAUGGAGACGUUUCUCUGAUCCUGAACAACGUCACAUUUAAUGACACUGGGAUGUAUGAGUGUCACGUAUGUGAGGAACCCUGGGAGAAGUAAAAGAGUUCACACUGA